UAUUGAAGAAAUAAAAAAAUAGUUUGCUGUAAUUUUCCAUGCAAAUCCCUCAGUUUUUGAACCUGACCAUGUUCACUUCCCUUACUUAAUUCCUUCAAAACUCAGUUAACCCUUCUUGGUUUUUGAGCUUUGACAUUGUAUAUAUACUUCCACUUCCCCUGCAGCAUCUCUCAAGCUCCAUCGAGCUUUUUUUUCUGGUAAAGCCUAGUGUUUUUUUUUUUUUUUUAUAUACAGUAUAAUCUUCAACACCAAAAACUAUGGCUAACGAGCUUAAGCUCCAAGAAUUCAACAAGUACGGAACCAAGCCCUCUUCAAAGAGAAAGGGUCAUGGCUUCACAACCAAGUGUGCUUCCUUGAUUAAAGAGCAACGUGCUCGUGUCUACAUCUUGCGUCGUUGCGCUACCAUGCUCCUCUGCUGGUAUAUCCAUGGCGAUGACUAGUCGAUCCAACUUGUUCAUCGAUCUGAAAAGGGUGUCUCAGUAUAUUUUGUUUCUCAAAUUAAUGCUCUCGUAAUUUUUCUUCCCUUACACUUUGUUAUAUAUGCUGAUCCAGUAAGGUUUCAUGGGCUAAGGCGUGGCUUAUUCUGCUAUAUGUGUGCAUCAUCAUUCUCUCCUGGAGUGCAAUUCCAACCUUUUUUUAAACCCAAUUGAGAGGAAUCCAUCAAUUGGGUUUUUGGUAACACAGGAGAGUUUGUUGAUGAUGGUGAUGGUGACAUAUUUGCAAAGCUACACUCUUGCUUUUUCACCAACUGGGCAUCAAGUGUAUAUAUAUAUAUAUAUAUCUAUAGAUAUUGUGUGCAAGUACUAAGAAACAUGGAGCUGUUAUUGAAAUAAACGUGGAAGGUUGAUUCAUUAUCUCCAUGCUCUUAUUAUUUGUUUAUCAAAGGUUGUUUCCCUGUGAAUUUAAGGGUUAAUUUCAGUUGUAUUCGGGUUUCUGAUGUACCCUAGCCGGGUAGCUGCUGCUGGCCUGCUGCACUUUUUUUUUUUUUUUUUUCUCUCAAAAGAGAAAAUCUUCUCCCCGUCUUAAUUAGUCUUUUCGGAAAUAACAUGAAUUUCAUGUUAUUUACCUGCAGGAAAAAAGAGAAAAAUGAAGGGAGAACCUGUAAGCUUGUAAUUUCUUACUUGUAAGUUGUAACCAUGUAAUUUCUUACUUGUAAGUUGUAACCAUGUAAUUGAGUUAUUUAUGUUAUAAUAAUUUGAUCUCUAUUUAUGAGAUUGUUGUA
Molecule: messenger RNA, 1222 nt
Organism: Ricinus communis (castor bean)
Lineage: Eukaryota; Viridiplantae; Streptophyta; Magnoliopsida; Malpighiales; Euphorbiaceae
Product: small polypeptide DEVIL 22
Exons: 1
Coding region: 258-440 (60 amino acids)
Biological process (GO): negative regulation of cell population proliferation
Source: RefSeq, a predicted model, not a curated record